GCCGCGCCGCCAGCCGCCGGGGAGCUCGGGGCUCCGGGCGCCGAGGCUGCGCUGUCACAUGGGCGGCGGCGACGGGGCCGCACUGAAGCGGCCGGGGGACGGCGCCCGCCUGCAGCGCGUCCUCGGGCUGGGCUCCCGCCGGGCGCCCAGCAACCUGCCCGCCGGGGGCCCCGCGCCGCGCCGCCCCGCGCCGCCCCCGCCGGGCCAUGCGAGCGCGGGCCGCGCCGCGAUGAGCUCGCACAUCGCCAAGAGCGAGUCCAAGACGUCGCUGCUGAAGGCGGCGGCGGCGAGCGGGGGCAGCCGGGCGCCCCGCCACGGCCCGGCCCGGGAGCCCGGGCUGCUGCCCGGCCGCCGGCUGCCCGACCCGUGCCCGGGCACGCCGCCGCCGUCCGGGGACCCCAGUUCGCGGAGGCCCCUGUGCCGGCCCGCGCCGCGGGAGGAGGGCGCGCGGGGGCGCCGCCGCGGGCUGCCCCCCGCGCACUGCAGGCCCCGGGAGGCGCUGCCCGCCGCGGCGCCCCGACCUCCGCCGCCGUCGCCGCUGCCGCGGGUCCGCGGGCGGGACGGGGAGGAACGGGCGCCGUCCCCGGCGCUCGGCCUCCGGGGCUCGCCGCGCGCCCCGGCUCGCGGGGACUCGGCUCCCGGCGCCGCGUCCGAGGCGGACCCGUUCCUCCACCAGCUGCGCCCCAUGCUCAGCUCCGCCUUCGGCCAGGACCGGUCUCUGCGCCCGGAGGAGAUCGAAGAGCUCCGGGAGGCCUUCCGGGAAUUUGACAAGGACAAGGACGGCUACAUCAACUGCCGGGACCUGGGCAACUGCAUGCGCACCAUGGGCUACAUGCCCACCGAGAUGGAGCUCAUCGAACUCUCCCAGCAGAUCAACAUGAACUUGGGUGGCCACGUGGAUUUUGAUGACUUCGUGGAGUUAAUGGGACCCAAACUCCUGGCAGAGACGGCGGACAUGAUCGGAGUAAAGGAGCUGCGAGACGCCUUCCGAGAGUUUGACACCAACGGUGACGGAGAGAUCAGCACGAGCGAGCUGCGUGAGGCCAUGAGGAAGCUCCUGGGACACCAGGUGGGACACCGAGACAUAGAGGAAAUCAUCCGAGACGUGGACCUCAAUGGGGAUGGACGAGUGGACUUUGAAGAGUUCGUCCGGAUGAUGUCCCGCUGAGGCCAGGAGGGCCCAUCCAGGACUGCCAAACUCCCCCACCGGGAGAGGAGGAACUGCGGCCCGCUGCAGCCCGCCGCAGCCAUGGAGAGCCCAGGAUGGACUGGUGGAAUGGGGCCUGCCUGCUCUCCGGGGAGGCGCCCACCCCGGACCCCCACCCCUGCACUGUGAAAGACUCACAACUCCUGCAACUGGAAAGGGAGGCGCCAGCGCCGAGGAGGCCCCAGUGCCAAGCCGGCAGAGGUCCUGCCAGGCGCCAAGUGCCAUGGACCCGGCCGCUGCUGGCUGGGCGGGCCAGGGAGCCAGCCAGCAGCCCAAACAGCAUGCCCGCUCCUGGGGGGCUCUGCUCACCGCAACCCCCGCCCCUGCUCUUGGCUCUAUGCCCGUUCUAGCUCAUCCCGGCCCUGUUAUCUCCCAACCAAUAAAGGCAUUUCCAAGGGAGAGGUGACUGUG
Sorex fumeus (smoky shrew) is the source of this 1618-nucleotide messenger RNA. It is a transcript of the gene CABP1, whose product is annotated as calcium binding protein 1. Gene Ontology annotation, molecular function: calcium ion binding. The transcript has 6 exons. The record is from RefSeq and is a predicted model, not a curated record. The coding region runs from base 59 to 1168 and encodes 369 amino acids. NCBI's taxonomy places the organism in Eukaryota, Metazoa, Chordata, Mammalia, Eulipotyphla, Soricidae.